Messenger RNA from Opisthorchis viverrini, 1379 nucleotides. RefSeq lists its product as hypothetical. Gene Ontology annotation, biological process: phospholipid metabolic process; phospholipid dephosphorylation; signal transduction. Gene Ontology annotation, molecular function: phosphatidate phosphatase activity. Bases 1 to 1092 code for a protein of 363 amino acids. Lineage: Eukaryota; Metazoa; Platyhelminthes; Trematoda; Opisthorchiida; Opisthorchiidae. The transcript has 9 exons. The record is from RefSeq and is a predicted model, not a curated record.
AUGCUGAAAAUUCAUGUUAAAGGUUCUCUUUUUCAAACCACAGUUUCAGAGAAAUUUUGGUCGUUUCUUUCUGUUAAAUGGCAUCUUCAAAUUCGAGCGCUACUGCAAGACUGGGUGGGCUCGCACCCUAGCCUCAUGCUUGCGGAUGAACCGAUUGAGGUAGUAGACAAAUUUGUUUGCCUGGGCAGCUGUAUCAGUCCCGGUGGUCUCGCGAAAGAUGAUAUUCCCAUCCAGAUUGGGAAGGCUAGAGCAGCUUUUGAGAACCUACGUCACCUCUGGUGUAGGCGUGACAUCAGUUUCUCUGUCAAGGGUCGAGUUUACAAUGCUGCGACGUCCAAUGGUCCAUGCAGGAACGAAGAGGCUCGUAGUGCGCGUUGUCAGCGAUAUCUGCACCUCUGCUACUUCAUUAUAAGUGCUGCUGCUGGAUUUUCCAGACUCCGAAUCUUUUGUGACGAUGAUUCCCUUCGCUAUCCACACAAAUCGGACACUAUCACUAUUGUGGGCUGUGCUUUCUAUGCCUACCUUUUGCCGGUUCUUACUGUCGUCAUACUGGAAGUCCUGUUGGCUGUCUAUAACCGCUUCAGGCUUCAAUACCGUGUUUGGAAAAUGAUGGCCUUCUUGAUGUACAAUUUCGUCAUCACUUUUCUCAUGGCCGCAGGAGUCUGCUUAAUGCUCACAACUUUGAUCAAGUACACACUCGGGCGACCACGACCGCAUUUCUUUGAUGUUUGCAAGCCAGACGUGUGCCAAACUCGUACAGGCGUAGCAGCUUCCUAUACUUGUCGAGGUACAAACAAGGAUGCAUUAGAUGACCUAUUCAAGUCCUUCGUCUCAGGACACUCCUCCCUGGCUGCGGUUGGAAGCACUUACGCCGUGCUUUACCUUCAGGAACGAUUGCAUUUGACGAUGGCUCCUAUGGUACGACCCUUAAUUCAAGUGGUCUAUGUCUCAUCCGCAGCAUACAUUGCAAUGAGCCGAUACACUGACCAUAAACAUCAUCCUUGGGAUAUCAUUGCCGGUGUGUUGCUCGGAUCCUUCAUUGCAUUCGUCUUGUUCCUUCGCUAUCUGCCGAAAAUGACUGUGAUACAAUAGCCCCCAUAUGGCCUCCGAGUGCAUUCCAACCAUUACUUGGCAGUCAUGUACAUAAUUGGUUCGUUUAUCCUACUCCAUCUAGGUACUGUUUAAAUUCUCCCUUCAUAGAAACCCAGCUUACCUCUAUUGUCAACCUAAUUGUCUCUAACCAUUCUUCAUCUUGUGCCAGUCGCCUUGUCAGCCUUCUGUGUGGCACCCCGAUAUUAUUCACCCAGUUUUGUGCACUUUCCCUUUUUGAUUAUUGGAAGUUUUGAUGAUAUAUUUCCUCGAUAAUUUAUCGAUUCAUG